This is a messenger RNA of Rotaria sordida, 297 nucleotides long. Lineage: Eukaryota; Metazoa; Rotifera; Eurotatoria; Philodinida; Philodinidae. The record is from the annotation of a GenBank genome assembly.
AUGUCCUCUCAAGAACAGAUUUUUCGUGAAUUUCUUGAAACAUACAAUCGAAUUGUUGAAGAAUGUUUUCAUCGAUGUAUUUAUACAUUCAACUAUCGAUAUUUAGUUGAUGAUGAGAUUGAUUGUAUAACUCAUUGUACAUCAAAAUAUGUUAAUUAUAAUCAACGAAUGGCAAUGAAUUUUGCAGACAUACAAGCAAAAAAAAUGAUGGAUAUGCAUGAACAAGCUGAAGCACAAUCACAACAACCAUUACAAAUGAUGAAUAAUCAAAUCAAUGAUAAUUCAAAACCUUUUUGA